Leptosomus discolor (cuckoo roller) is the source of this 1227-nucleotide messenger RNA. The record is from RefSeq and is a predicted model, not a curated record. NCBI's taxonomy places the organism in Eukaryota, Metazoa, Chordata, Aves, Leptosomiformes, Leptosomidae.
UAAUAUUGCUGGACUCUAAAGCACAACAGACAGAGUUAGAAUGGAUUUCCUCUCCUCCCAAUGGGUGGGAAGAAAUUAGUGGACUGGAUGAAAACUACACUCCUAUACGAACAUACCAGGUAUGCCAGGUGAUGGAAUCAAACCAAAACAACUGGCUUCGGACUAACUGGAUUGCAAAAAGCAAUGCACAAAGGAUUUUUGUAGAACUGAAAUUCACUCUGAGGGAUUGUAACAGUCUUCCUGGAGUUCUGGGGACUUGUAAAGAAACUUUUAACUUGUAUUAUUAUGAAACAGACUACGACACUGGCAGGAAUAUCCGAGAAAACCAAUAUGUAAAAAUAGACACUAUUGCAGCAGAUGAAAGUUUUACCCAGGGUGAUCUUGGGGAAAGAAAAAUGAAACUUAACACAGAGGUGAGAGAAAUUGGACCUUUGUCCAAAAAAGGAUUCUAUCUUGCAUUUCAGGAUGUAGGGGCCUGCAUUGCUUUGGUCUCUGUCAAAGUCUACUACAAGAAGUGCUGGUCCAUCAUUGAGAACUUAGCUAUUUUUCCUGACACAGUGACUGGCUCAGAGUUUUCCUCUUUAGUUGAAGUACGAGGAACUUGCGUCAGCAGUGCGGAGGAGGAGGCGGAGAACUCGCCGAAGAUGCACUGUAGCGCGGAGGGAGAAUGGUUAGUGCCUAUUGGAAAAUGUAUCUGCAAAGCAGGAUACCAGCAAAAAGGAGACACGUGUGAACCUUGUGGCCGUGGGUUCUACAAAUCCUCCUCACAAGAUCUGCAGUGCUCCCGCUGCCCUACUCACAGCUUCUCUGACAAGGAAGGAUCUUCAAGAUGCGAUUGUGAAGAUAGCUAUUAUAGAGCACCUUCUGAUCCACCAUAUGUCGCAUGCACAAGACCUCCAUCUGCACCACAGAACCUCAUUUUCAAUAUCAACCAGACUACCGUGAGUUUGGAGUGGAGUCCUCCUGCUGACAACGGGGGAAGAAAUGAUGUGACCUACCGCAUUUUGUGCAAGAGGUGCAGCUGGGAGCAGGGCGAAUGUGUUCCCUGUGGGAGUAACAUUGGAUAUAUGCCCCAGCAAACUGGAUUAGUAGAUAACUAUGUCACUGUCAUGGACCUGCUCGCUCAUGCUAACUACACGUUUGAAGUUGAAGCUGUGAAUGGGGUUUCUGACUUGAGUCGUUCCCAGAGGCUUUUUGCAGCUGUCAGUAUUACCACCGGUCAAGCAG